AUGGUCUUAGCAAUGUUGAUCGCCAUGCUGGUCACCUGGGUCAAAGAGGGGAGACCGCACUACCCUAGUAUGGAUGACGGACAGACCAUUGCGUACAUUUCAGAUGUCGGAGCGCAACACUUGAAGCCGCUGUUCGUCGCAGGCAGCGUAGUUACCGUCGUCUUUCUCGAUUUAGCAUUCCUAUCCGAGCGGUGGCUUCGACACUCUAACCAGCUGGCCUCGAACAAGGGGAGAUUGGACAAGGCAUGCGCUAUCCUUUCGAUCUUCUUCGCUAUUGCCGGUGCUGCUGGCUUGAUUCUGCUGGCUGUCUUUGAUACGCUCCGCCACCCGAAUAUGCACGACGGUUUCAUCGCCCUGUUUAUUGCUGGAUACGUGAUUAGUGCCAUCUUGGUUUGCAUCGAAUACCUUCGCAUCGGAAUCUUCUAUCGUCGCGAGCACCGCAUCUUGCUCAUCAGUUUCUUUAUCAAGCUUGCCUUCGUCAUUAUCGAGCUCGCACUCGCCAUCGGCUUCGGUGUCUGUAUUGGUAGCAAGAAAGCGUCUAAGCAAAACCCCGGCGCAGUUCUCGAGUGGACGAUUUCUUUCGUCUUCACUGGCUACGUUCUCUCCUUCGUCGUCGAUCUAUUGCCUUCCGUGCGCACCCGCAACCAUGUGCCCCAGGGUGAGAAGUACCUGAUGGACCAGGGAGGCCGUGAAGAGGGUGUCUCUAUUGAAGAGCCGCUGACUCAAGACUCGAUGGGCCCGACCACCGGCUUUUACCGUGGCCAGCGUGUCUAA
Messenger RNA from Penicillium egyptiacum, 774 nucleotides. Lineage: Eukaryota; Fungi; Ascomycota; Eurotiomycetes; Eurotiales; Aspergillaceae. The record is from the annotation of a GenBank genome assembly.